AUGGAUACCCUCAGGUUCUAUUUUGUAACCUGGAAUGUGGCUACAAAGUCUCCAGGUCAAGAUCUGAACGCAUUAUUGGAUUUUCCAUCAGUUUUCAACAAAAAUAAGCCACUGCCAGAUUUCUAUGUCAUUGGCUUGCAAGAAGUAAAAUCUCAACCUCAGAAUAUGUUAAUGGACAGUCUGUUCACUGAUCAAUGGACUUCAAUGUUCAACAAGAUCCUAUGUAGACAGGGCUUUAUAGUUGCUAAGAGCGUCAGAUUACAGGGAAUAAUACUUCUAGUGUAUACACAUAUGAAACAUGUGGUGAAUCUAAGGGAUAUAGAAGCUCAGUAUACUAAGACUGGCUUAGGAGGUUUAUGGGGCAACAAAGGUGCGGUGAGUGUGAGGUUCAAUAUAUACGGUUGUUCUGUGUGUCUCGUGAACUCUCACCUCACGGCUCACGAUCACCUGCUGGCGGAUCGGAUCAACGAUUAUAACACCAUCAUAUCAGACCACCAGUACCAUAUUACUGAGACCCACAACAUAUUAUACCACGAUUACGUGUUCUGGAUAGGAGAUUUAAAUUUCCGGACAGACCAUCCAGCUGAGAACAGUCCUAGCGCUGAAGAGAUAGUUGCUACCCUGGAAAAAGUAGAAAAGGACAAAUUUAACACACUCCUGCGACAUGACCAGCUACUAGCAGUGAUGGAGAGCGGGGAAGCUUUCUCUGAAUUCUCCGAAGCAGAUAUAAGAUUCGCGCCGACUUACAAAUUUAUGAUCGGCACUGACGACUACGACAUCAAACGUAAACCUUCAUGGACGGACAGAAUCUUGUUCAAAGUUAUUACUAACACUUACGAGAAUGUAACUCUUCGUGCUGACGUCAUCUCCUACAACUCCCUACCACAGUACACCAUCAGCGAUCAUAAACCAGUGGUUGGACAGUUCAAUAUAAAAACUCAAAGAACAAUAUCAUCAAGCGAAGUCAAACCAAAGGUAGGGAAGGCACAGAUACGAAUGCGUUCAGCUAUUGUACCAGAUUCAUCGGAAAUGGCCCAUGAAAUUGCAGUAGCCACAUUCGCACAUUUACCUGAUGAAGAUCAAGAUGAACACCAGCCUGAGGCGUUUUCCAACUACGCAGUCCGUGUCGUUGAAUUCGAGCCGAUCUCAAGGAUUUGGUACAUCGGUGACGCUGACUUUAGGACACAGUGCACCCUCACACCUGAUGUUGAAGUCAAUCCUAACGACUGGAUAGGGAUAUAUGAUGCGAACUUCCAUAGUCUAGACGACUAUAUAGCGUACGAAUAUCUGUCAAAAGUCUGCGUGGCGGGUGCUGAGGGUGCGAGGAGUGCGGAGGGUGUUGAGGGUGCGGAGGGUGCGAGGAGUGCGGGCAGACCUCGCACCUUCACCCUCAGUUUCCCCGUCGGCAGCGGCGUCCGUACUCCCGGUUUCUAUCGCUUCAUAUACUUCAGCCAGCCAAAUAAUGACGUCAGGAGUGUACUCGGUAUAUCAGAGCCGUUUGAAGUGAGCAGUAAGGAGGAUAGGUUAGUUAAUAUAGAUCCGUGUAUUGAAGCGUCUACAUCGAAGCCAUCGACAGCAACUAGUGAUGUUUUCACUGAUUUCACCGGUCUGGACGUGGCGAAGCUUUCCCGACACUUCUCAAACGACCUAAGUAUUGACUGA
Danaus chrysippus (African queen) is the source of this 1662-nucleotide messenger RNA. Lineage: Eukaryota; Metazoa; Arthropoda; Insecta; Lepidoptera; Nymphalidae. The record is from the annotation of a GenBank genome assembly.